This is a messenger RNA of Mytilus trossulus (common blue mussel), 2167 nucleotides long. RefSeq names its product arylsulfatase B-like. The record is from RefSeq and is a predicted model, not a curated record. NCBI's taxonomy places the organism in Eukaryota, Metazoa, Mollusca, Bivalvia, Mytilida, Mytilidae. The coding region runs from base 183 to 1613 and encodes 476 amino acids. The transcript has 14 exons.
AAUGUUUAAAUCUAUUUUUGAACGAGAAAGAUCUACAUUUUGACAUUAUUAUGAUCAUCCUACAUUUUGACACAGGAUCAGUCCGCAUGUUUACACCAGCAUAAAUAGUCAACAUUAUGACUUGAUUGAGUUCAGCAUUCUAACAUAGACUUUAGUAUAACCUUUGUAGAGAUCUAUGAAGUAUGUUACCAACGAUACACAUUGGUUUACUUGUGGUGACUGUUUUUGUGGCAUUGUGUGAUGGACAGCAUCCAAAUAUUGUCUUUAUUGUAGCCGACGACCUAGGUUGGAAUGAUCUCGGUUUCCGAAAUAAACAUGUUAUAUCACCAAACAUCGACAAACUGGCGGGAAUGGGUAUGAUUCUGGACCAAUCAUAUGUUCAACCAGUCUGCACCCCAUCAAGAACUGCGUUUAUGACAGGAGUGUAUCCAUUUAAAGUUGGGCAGCAGCAUUUGGCGAUGUUACCUGGGCAACCGUCUUGUGCCGCCAUGGACAAAGUGAUGCUUCCACAAAAACUGAAAGAAAAUGGAUAUAGUACACACAUGCUUGGAAAGUGGCAUCUUGGUUUCUGUAAAUGGGAAUGUACCCCAACAUACCGAGGAUUUGACAGUUUUUAUGGCUACUAUAAUGGCCAGGUUGAUUACUAUAACUAUACUAUUUUGAAUGGUGCCGAUUUUCGUGACAAUAAACAGCCAAUAAGACCUAACGAAUACUCAACAUUUGAAUACGCAAAGCGUGCAGAUGAAAUACUGAGAACGCACAAUAAAAGUCAACCCUUAUUUCUGUAUUAUGCUUUCCAAUCUGUGCAUGAACCAAUAGAGGUUCCUAAGUCGUACGAAGAUAAAUACAGUUGGAUUAAAAAUGAAGGCAGAAGGAAAUAUUUAGGCAUGGUAACAGCAUUAGAUGAUGCCAUAGGCAAUCUUACUGAAUCUCUCAAACAAGCUGGUCUUUUUGACAACACACUGAUUAUAUUUACAUCCGAUAAUGGUGGCUGGCCUCAGUUUUUUGGCAACAAUUAUCCUUUGAGAGGAUCGAAGAUUUCAGUGUAUGAAGGAGGCACUAGAGCUUCAGCUUUUGUGUCUGGCAAAGGAAUAAAAAAUCCUGGUACUACAUAUAAAGGAUUAAUGCAUGCAGUUGAUUGGAUGCCAACAAUUUUGUCUGUGGCUGGGGUAAAACAGGUCAGUUCUAUUGAUGGAAUUGACAUGUGGGAUAGUCUUCAAAAUAACAACCCUUCGAAACGAACAGAAUUUAUAUACAAUCUAGACGACAAAACGCCCGAAUUAACAGGACAUGCAGCCAUAAGAAUGGGUGACUAUAAACUGAUUGAGGGUAACCCCGGACUUUAUCAUGGAUGGUAUCCUCCACCGGAAGAUGAAUCAAUUCUAGAUACAGAUCAAUUUAACGAAAUUCCCUUAGUUCCACAGCUGUAUAAUCUUAAAGAUGAUCCUAAUGAACAUAACAAUUUGUUUUGGAAAGAAAGAGAAGUAUAUAAAAAGCUAAACUCGCGAAUGGAGGAAUACAAGAAGGAUAUGGUACCUGCCGAUUAUCCAGGAAACGACCAGAAGAGUGCACCUAGUAAUUAUGGUGGAUAUUGGACACCUGGCUGGUGUUAGGUAUUACGUGCACUCGAUAUCACGAAGAACAUUGGCUUGACAUUAUUUGCUAAAUGUCUUUAAUAUUCUGAUUAUUUCAUCCAUUUUUGUUUUGUAUUCUUUGUUUUACGUUUAUAAAUAAUUUCCGUGUUAUUUUUAUGUUUUGCCUUGCAAAGUUUUUGUCCUUCUGAUAAAUAGUAUUCAAAGAUCUACUUGUCGUAUAUAUGCUUACUGUUGAGUUCGGCAUAUGACUUUUAUUGACAAAUCAUUGUGAUAAACAAACGGAUCUUUUGAAAAUUAUAGGAUUAAUCACAAAAUAAAACUUGCAGUUCCAUUUCUUUCAGUCACUUCAAUUAAGCAGUAAAAACUCUAGCAAGUAUAACUAGCAAAGACUAUAGAAAGACAAGUAUCGAAAAGUAUUGAAGUAAUGAUAGUUUUCCAUCUUAAAAUAAAUUGCGCUUUCAAUAUAAGGAAAUUUGUUCUAUACAACCAUGAGUUCAUUCACUCCUUGUAACCCCAAAUAUAAGGACAAUCAUAAGAAUAAAGUCAGAGAAGAGGAAAUCACUUUAUUUACC